Ochotona curzoniae (black-lipped pika) is the source of this 3796-nucleotide messenger RNA. RefSeq names its product JRK like (gene JRKL). Gene Ontology annotation, cellular component: nucleus. Gene Ontology annotation, molecular function: DNA binding. NCBI's taxonomy places the organism in Eukaryota, Metazoa, Chordata, Mammalia, Lagomorpha, Ochotonidae. The record is from RefSeq and is a predicted model, not a curated record. The transcript has a single exon. Bases 538 to 2112 code for a protein of 524 amino acids.
CUGGUUACAACUGAGGUGGGCGAGGGGCCCGGAGGGCCGGGAGGGGCCGGGAGGAGCGUCCAGGCCCUGCCCGGCGCGGGGAAGCGGGCCUGCGCACCACGAGGGCCCGUCUGCUGGGGGAAGUGACCGCUCCCCGAGGAAGGGGCCAGUCCCCGACUCCGCGUCUUCCGCUCACUGCCUUAACUUUGGGGUGUGGCGGGGCUUCUCCGACGGGACUGUUCCUCGGAGGAGGUCUGCAUGUGCAGGAGGUUGGAAGCCACGCUGGUGCUGCUCAUCCUCCUGGCUGACUCUUGGGCUGAUCCAAACACAUGCUGCUAAUCCGGAUUAUCCGCGGUGACCUGGGGCCUCUGCGGCCCGUCUAAGUUCCAGGCCUACCCCAAACUUGCUCCGCUUUCCGCAGCCAGCCAAGACCACCCGCGGGAGGGGGGUCAGGGCCUUCACGCUGCCCCUGAGAGUUGUGAGACUAUCAGAGACAAGGACGAAUUAGUUGGUGGAUCACUGCGGGGUGAGUGUGGAGGGAAUCCUGGAAUUGUCACGAUGUCCGGGAAACGGAAGCGUGUGGUGCUGACUAUUAAAGAUAAGCUGGAUAUCAUAAAGAAACUCGAAGACGGGGGUUCUUCCAAACAACUGGCAGUGAUUUAUGGAAUUGGUGAAACAACAGUGCGAGAUAUAAGAAAAAAUAAGGAAAAGAUUAUAACCUACGCUAGCAGUUCUGAUUCCACGAGUCUUCUGGCCAAGAGGAAAUCCAUGAAGCCCUCUAUGUAUGAGGAGCUGGACAAAGCCAUGCUGGAGUGGUUCAACCAGCAGAGAGCUAAAGGGAAUCCUGUAUCUGGACCAAUUUGUGCCAAAAGGGCAGAGUUUUUCUUUUACGCUUUGGGUAUGGAUGGUGAUUUUAACCCCUCUGCCGGUUGGCUAACUCGCUUUAAACAGCGACACAGCAUUAGAGAGAUUAACAUCAGAAACGAAAGAUUAAAUGGGGAUGAGACUGCUGUGGAAGAUUUUUGUAACAACUUCCGAGACUUCAUUGAGCGUGAGAAUUUGCAGCCUGAACAAAUUUACAAUGCAGAUGAAACGGGACUCUUUUGGAAGUGCCUGCCAUCCCGAACUUCUGCCAUGAGAGGUAAAUGCACCCUGCCUGGGCAGAAGUCAGCUGAAGAAAGGGUCACCAUCAUGUGCUGUGCCAAUGCAACAGGUUUACACAAACUGAAACUCUGUGUUGUGGGGAAAGCCAAGAAGCCCCGCUCCUUCAAGUCCACCGACACCUUAAAUCUACCGGUUUCUUACUUCAGCCAAAAGGGCGCCUGGAUGGAUCUUUCCAUUUUCCGACAGUGGUUUGAUAAGAUAUUUGUUCCACAAGUUCGAGAGCACUUAAGAUCCAAAGGACUGCAGGAAAAGGCCGUGCUCUUGUUGGAUAAUUCACCGACACACCCGAAUGAGAACGUUUUGAGAUCAGAUGAUGGCCAAAUAUUUGCUAAAUACUUACCACCUAAUGUGGCUUCAUUGGUUCAGCCCUUGGAUCAGGGGGCCAUCGCAACGAUGAAGAGGAACUAUCGCGCAGGCCUUCUACAGAGCAACUUGGAAGAAGGUAAUGACCUGAAGUCGUUCUGGAAGAAAUUAACUCUGCUGGAUGCACUUUAUGGAAUAGCAACGGCAUGGAAUUUAGUAAAACCAGUGACCAUUAGCAGAGCGUGGAAACAAAUCCUGCCUGUCACUGAGGAGAAAGAAGGCUUGGACUUUGAUGAGGAAGGUAUUUCUAUGGCCACUGUGGCCACCAUUUUGCAACACACCAAAGGACUGGAACAUAUGACUACUGAGAACAUUGAAAAAUGGUUUGAGGUAGACAGUACUGAACCAGGCUACGAAGUGUUAAGUGACAGUGAAAUCAUCAGAAGAGCUCAAGGCCAGAUGGAAGAAUCUAGUGAAAAUGAGGAAGAGGAAAUAGAACUGAUCCCAGAGAAGCAUGUUAACCAUGCAGCUGCUCUCCAAUGGACUGAAAAUUUAUUGGAUUACCUAGAACAGCAAGGAGACAUGAUUCUGCCUGAUAAACUGGUAAUACGGAAACUGAGAGCCACCAUCAGAAAUAAACAAAAGAUGACAAACUCAAGUCAGUAAUGGCAUUUUCAGCUUUAUCACUGUGUUUGUAAUUGUGCUUGUGACUGUAAAAUGCAACUUAAUUUGUAUUCUGGAUUCUUAGACACAGUCUUGUGAAACUGUAUCUAAGAUAGUUUCACAGCGAUGUGUCUACAGUGGCUUAAGGGUUGUGUGUUUUCAUCAACUGUGUCUCAUCCCUUUGUGUAGAUAAUUAGAAACUGAUUCUAUGUAGAUGUGACUUACAUGUGUCUUCACUUUUGUAAAUCACCAGUUACCCACCCUUGUGUAAAAAUGGCAUUCCCUCAACUUUGUCAUGGAAGUUAGAGGUAGCAGUGAACAGACAGAGCACUUUCCCAGAAUCUUUUCCUAGAUUCAUUAAGCUACCCUGGCAAGUUUUACUUUGUGCUAACCAUCUUAAAUGGUUGUCUCUUAUGUGCAUUUGAUGUAUAGGCUGACAGAAUUAGAAAGAACUAUUAGAUUUAAGGAUGAUAUUUAAACUAAGCCCUAAUAAUGAUGGCAAAACUAACCUAUGAAUAAUGAAAAUAACUUAGGUAUCAUACUUCUUUUUGUCAAUUGUGUGCGUGGCCAGGAGGGAGACAUGAUUCUGGAAAUUAAGUCAAUAUAGAAUGUAGGUAAUAAUUGAGGAAAAUUCUUAGAGCUGGUAUGUAAAAAUACUCUGGUAAUUUGAAGCAGGAUUUAAAGAUGUGGGGAAAAUAGUUAUUUAUGCGAAAGGAAUAAAUAGGCUUUAAAAAUUUUGGUCUUUUUAUUGUAUUAUGAAUUGGAUACCAGUAUAGGGUUAUUAUUUAUUCAUCUAAUUAUACUACAGAUUUUAUAAUGUUACAUAUCAUACAGGCCUUCACCUGGCUUGGGAGAACAACAUCUCUGAAAUUUCAAAGAUAAUACGUUUUUUUUUUUUUAAUUUGUUUUUUGAACUGAGUGCUUAGGAAUGUUAUCUGUCAUUUCAAAACGUGUCAUAAAGAAAGGGUUAAAGUUUUUAUUUUAAAUAAAUCAUUUGUCCUGUUUUACAAAGGAAGCAGAAAUAACAGGAACAUAUCAGAAGUAAGGGAUGAUAUUGCUUAUUUUGGCAUUUGUAUUAAGGCAUUCUAAAAUUUAACGGCAUUUAAAAACAUUUCUGUUAACUCAGUAAGUUAAGUUGGAAGACUGCAUAUGUUAAGUACUUUACAAUUGAAAAGCAAAAUGUUUUCAUUUUGUGUAUUGACCCAAAGUAAUAGGGGAAAAAAUGGAAUUGCUUCUAAUUAGUCAUUUUCAGUCAGCUUUAACUGCUUCAUGGAGACACUUAACACUUUAGAGUGCCUUUCUUAGAAUUCUGAAACUUUAAGAAGAUUUUUAGCAUUCCAUAAUUUCUGUUACUUUCAUGAAAUAAUUGUAUCUUGAUUUCUUAACACUGGUGAUGAAAGUGUUUAGCAAUUGUAUUGUACAUUGCAUGAACUAUCUCAGUGCAGCUUGGGAAACACGUCGGGAGUUACUGAAUCAGGUGAUUAAACACUCUACUAUAAGUUAAGUUGUAUAUAAAAUAAUUUUUUUUCUAAAGUAAAAAUAUAUACUAAAGAAGCUUUUUGGAGUUGUGUACUGUUUUCAAAAUUCUUUUCAUUGAAAUUCAGCUGUAUUAUUGCCACCUAGUGGCAAAAUUUGUAUUACUAUGAUUUUAAGCUUUAGUAAAGGAUUCGCUGUUUCUUGCCUUUGA